Messenger RNA from Papilio machaon (common yellow swallowtail), 1901 nucleotides. Its product is annotated as prion-like-(Q/N-rich) domain-bearing protein 25. The record is from RefSeq and is a predicted model, not a curated record. Lineage: Eukaryota; Metazoa; Arthropoda; Insecta; Lepidoptera; Papilionidae. The coding region runs from base 59 to 1861 and encodes 600 amino acids. The transcript has 14 exons.
UGAAAGCUCUUAAUAUAUUUUUAAACAUUACAAUAAAUUAAUUAGAUUAAAAAAAGAAAUGGAGUCUUGGAUUAUUUUAUCAGUCAUCGGGUUGCUUCUCCAGUCUAAUGUAUCAGCUAUUUGGUUGUGCAAUGAAGAUUCAGAAUGUGCUAGUCUCGCUGGCAGCGUCUGUAAGGAAGGAUCCUGCUUGUGCCCUGAAGGACAACAGUCCGUGCUCGGUGGUACAGUCUGUGCUGAUUUGGCGCCAUAUUACUUCUCUUCUUGCGUAGAGGAUCAUCAAUGUUUCAGAUUAUUUAAUAAUUACGAAUGUAGACGCAAUGAAAACUCAACAGAAGGUGUAUGUGACUGCAGAGAAGGUCACCACUAUCUAUACGGUAGAUGUUGGAAGACGUCCGACUUCGGAGAGACUUGUUCAAGGAAUGAAGAGUGCUUGGGAGUCAUUAGGAAUCCGUUCAGCAUGAUUUGUGAUACAACAUGUGUCUGUGCUGACGGUUAUUACUUGAGACAGAGAGGUGAAUGUAGGAAACGAGGUCUUGCUGUUGGAGAUGGUUGUGUUGUAAAUGAAGAUUGUCAAUUUCCUGACGGAGCUUGUGACGUGACGUCUUUUACAUGUUACAAUCUUAAUGGUGUAAAAAACACUAAUACAGAAGCUCUAGUAUUAAAAUUAGAAAGUGACAGUUCUAACAAUACGACUGACGUACCAGAAGAAGAUGGCGGAUUAGUCACAUGUGACGCUGACAACAGAUGUCCCCAACCAUAUGAGUGUUCGCCAUUCGGAGUGUGUAUCUGCCCUUUGGGUUAUUAUAUCGAAGGAAAUUCAACUUGUUUAGCUGAGCUAGCUUCACCAUCUACUGAAGAGCAAUGUGCGGGUCUGCUUGCGGUGGUUGUGGACGGUGUAUGUACAUGCCCACCCAAUUUCUUCUUUGAUAGGAACAUGAGAGAUUGUAUUAGAGUAACGCGUCGUUUCAACGAGUCCUGUGUGACGGAUGAUAAUUGUCAUACAUUCGGUGCGGCGUCCCGCUGUGGACCACCGCAAGAACCUUGGGGACUUCGGACAUGUGAAUGUAUCGCGGAAUAUGCAGUUUGGGACGCAAGGAGGGAAAUGUGCAGACUGUUUGCUGGUAUUGGAGAAACGUGUGAAGUGGACAGCGAUUGUCUAGCUGGCGAGUUGGAGAUCCAGUGUGUACAGAAUGAACUUGGCCAGGGAUACUGCACGUGUCCUGAUGGAUUACAAGAAGUGGAUGGUCUUUGUCUUACUACAGGAUUGGAGCUAGGAGAUUCCUGUCAAGUAACAGCUGAGUGCACAGGCGCAGAGCACGCGGUCUGCGAGGCAGGUCGCUGUGUAUGCGGGAAUGGUUAUCAACAAGAUGGGAACUUAUGUGCUCCUGUGAUUGGUGGUACAUGUUUCUUGGAUACUGACUGUGUGAUCCCUGACACAAUAUGUCAGAGUAACAACGGUAGUCAGACAUGUCAGUGCCGCGAUAGAUUCGUGGAGUACGAUGACCAAUGCUGGCCAGAAUCUCUUGGUCACGGCAGUGAUUGUAAUGUGACUGCUCAAUGUACAUCAAAUUUGGGUGAAUUUAGUAAAUGUAUGGACGGGCAAUGUGAAUGUUUGAACACAUACCAUUACAAAGAUGGCAGAUGUUGGCCUAUGACAGGUCUUUUCGAAGCGUGUAGUCGAAGCAGUGAAUGUUAUUUAGCCAACAUAACAAAUAGAGUUGUGUGCAGAAAUGGACUAUGUCAAUGUGGCUUCGAUUUCCCCUAUUCUGAACAACUGAACACGUGUACCUCUUCGGGGACAAGGAUUACAGUCAGCUUCGUAACAAUCGCUAUUUCCUUAAUCUACGCCAUUUACAGUUAAAAUUAAGAAUCUUUGUUAAAAAUUAUUUAUAAAAAAGCAA